This is a messenger RNA of Heterostelium album PN500, 816 nucleotides long. RefSeq names its product protein serine/threonine kinase. The transcript has 3 exons. Gene Ontology annotation, cellular component: nucleus. NCBI's taxonomy places the organism in Eukaryota, Evosea, Eumycetozoa, Acytosteliales, Acytosteliaceae. The record is from RefSeq and is a predicted model, not a curated record. Gene Ontology annotation, molecular function: ATP binding; protein kinase activity. Bases 1 to 816 code for a protein of 271 amino acids. Gene Ontology annotation, biological process: protein phosphorylation.
AUGUUACCUACACAACUGAAAAAUCGUAUGAUUCACUAUCUACAAAGAUUGUUUCAAAAUACACACAACAACAACAAUAACACUUUUACAAAGACCUCUUCUCCAACUUCAUCUACUACGACAUCGUACCAAAACACUAAAGAUCUCUCACCACCAUCACCACAACCACCAUCACCACCAUCGUCAUCAAACAACAAUAGCAAUGAGAAUAGCAACAGUAACAGCAACAGCAGCGGCAGAAGCAGCAACAGUAAAGACCUACAUAGUGAUUUCAAUCUUUUCGAUGAUGAAUACUAUCAUUUAGAGCAAACCGAUAUCGUAGUCAUUGAUUUUGGUGGUGCAACCUUUGACGAUAAGCAUCACACUAGCGUUGUAUGCAGUCGUCCUUAUCGUCCACCAGAGAUUAUCUUGGGCAAUGGUUGGUCUUAUCCUUGUGACAUGUGGGGUAUAGGUUGUAUUUUAGUAGAGCUUUACACUGGUGCAACUUUGUUUGACACUCAUAGCAAUCGUCAACAUUUAGCAAUGAUGGAAAGAGUAAUUGGACCUUUACCACAACAUUUAACUCAAAAUUCAAAGAAAUAUUACCCAACCGGUGAAUAUCUUGAUUGGAAACAUGAUGAAGAUACAAGAAGUUUGGAAAAAGUGAAUUCUAUGAGGGGUUUGGUUGAAUAUUUUCACCCAGAACAUCAAAAGCUUUUAGAUUUAAUAUCAAAGUUAUUAGAAUAUCAACCUUCAAAGAGACUAUCGGCUUGUGACGCUCUCAACCAUCCGUUCUUUCACGAAAAGAUUGAUAAUGACUUGUUUUAUUACAAAUAA